This is a messenger RNA of Salvelinus fontinalis (brook trout), 2051 nucleotides long. Its product is annotated as heme oxygenase 2-like. Bases 1 to 981 code for a protein of 326 amino acids. The transcript has 7 exons. The record is from RefSeq and is a predicted model, not a curated record. Lineage: Eukaryota; Metazoa; Chordata; Actinopteri; Salmoniformes; Salmonidae. Gene Ontology annotation, molecular function: heme binding; heme oxygenase (decyclizing) activity. Gene Ontology annotation, biological process: heme oxidation; response to oxidative stress; heme catabolic process.
AUGAUGAUGAGUAACAAGGAAGUGUCAGCUUGCAUACCUUUACAUGUGAAUGAUUUGACCUUUUUUACUAUCUGUCUGUCUGUUGUUCCUCCAUCUGUUCUUCACCUCCCCAGUCCAGAUGACCUGUCCGAGUUGCUAGCGGAGGGAACCAAGGAGUCCCACGACAGAGCAGAGAACUGCCAGUUUGUCAAAGACUUCCUCAGGGGACGCAUCCAAAGAGAACUGUUUAAGCGGGGCACAGUGGCGCUCUACUUUGUCUAUACUGCCAUGGAGGAGGAGAUAGAGAGGAACAGGGACCACCCCCAGUUUGCCCCCAUCUACUUCCCCACUGAGCUGCACCGACGUGAGGCUCUGGCCCGGGACCUGGAGUACUUUUAUGGAGAAGACUGGGAGAACCAGGUCACCUGCUCCCCGGGCACCCAGCCAUAUGUAGACCGCAUCCACGAAGUGGGACGUGAAGACCCGGUCCUGCUGGUGGCCCACUCCUACACCCGCUACAUGGGUGACCUCUCUGGGGGUCAGAUCCUUAAGAAGGUGGCACAGCGGGCGCUGAAGCUGCCCUCUAGUGGCGAGGGGCUGCACUUCUACCAGUUUGAGGGCAUCCACAGCACCAAGGCCUUUAAACAGUUGUACAGGAGCAGGAUGAACGAGCUGGAGAUGGACCAGGAGACCAAGGAGAGGAUCAUAGCCGAGUCUAACCUGGCCUUCAAGUUCAACAUGGAGGUGUUCACAGAGCUGGAGGAGGCAGGGAAGAGCAUCAAGGAGGAGGUGUUGGACGCAGGGUUCCCAGGACAUGGCCAUGGGGACAUGGACGGAGACAUUAACAAGUGCCCUUACUACUCUGCCAAAAUGGUGGCCAGUGGCAACACUAACUUUGCCUGUCAGUUAGCCAUGAUGCUGCUGAGACAUCCUGUUGGUCAGAUGGUUCUGGCCAGCUGGGCGGCUGCUGUCGCCGGAUUGGCUGCCUGGUACCUCAUGUGAUCUGUCACGGACUGAUUCAGCCAAUCAUAUGUUUAAAGGGCGGAAGACUCAACAAGGAAAUGGUGGACUUCUGGAGGAGGAUGGCCAAGCUUUGUCCAGACUAAUGAACUUGUUCCCUCCCUCAAUCCUUUUCAUUCUUUAUUUCUCUCACUCCCUUCGUUGCUGUGUUGAUACCAGCUGGUUGUUGUAGUAAUGAUGUUACUGUAACGUUGUAGGUUAUGAACCCGUCUUUAAUGAAUCUUUUCACUGCCCACAUGCAGAUGAUCUCCUUAGUAAUGUCCUCUUCAGUACUUAUCACCUGCACUAUUCUGCUUAUCAACACUGAAUAGUUACAUUGUUCAACUUUCAUUUAUGGCUGUAAGUGUGUAUUGAAACUAUACUGUACUUGCAGUACAGUGUAUUUUAGGCAUAUACAGUUGAAGUCGGAAGUUUGCAUACACUUAGGUUGGAGUCAUUAACAUUUGUUUUUCAGCCACUCCACAAAUUUCUUGUUAACAAACUAUAGUUGUGGCAAGUCGGUUAGGACAUCUACUUUGUGCAUGACACAAGUAAUUUUCCCAGCAAUUGUUCACAGACAGAUUAUUUCAUUUAUAAUUCACUGUAUCACAAUUCCAGUGGGUCAGAAGUUUACAUACACUAAGUUGACUGUUUAAACACCUUGGAAAAUUCCAGAAAAUAAUUCCAUGGAUUUAGAAGCUUCUGAUAGGCUAAUUGACAUCAUUUGAGUCAAUUGAAGGUGUACCUGUGGAUGUAUUUCAAGGCCAACCUUCAAACUCAGUGCCUCUUUGCUUGACAUCAUGGGAAAAUCAAAAGAAAUCCGCCAAGACCUCAGAAAACCAAUUGUAGACCUCCACAAGUCUGGUUCAUCCUUGGGAGCAAUUUCCAAACGCCUGAAGGUAUCACGUUCAUCUGUACAAACAAUAGUAUGCAAGUACAAACACCAUGGGACCACGCAGCCAUCAUAUCGCUCAGGAAGGGGACGCGUUCUGUCUCCUAGAGAUGAAUGUACUUUGGUGCGAAAAGUGCAAAUCAAUCCCAGAACAACAGCAAAGGACCUUGUUAAGAUGCUG